UGGCCGUGGUCCUGAAAAUAUCUACAGCGCCGUCACGAAGACACGAGGCUAAGACGUGAACAAACGAGUCGUAUACCUUUUCAACAAUCAAGUUAAUUCAAACUAUACCUAUAGUUUCUAAAAAAGAAAGCAUAUUCGCUAGUAGAGAGAGUGUCCAAUAGCGAAGUUCGAAGAACAAAGAGCAAAAGUGCGUCGGACCACGUCACGCCUGGGAUCCCGGUGCGUCACCAUUUUCCUCACUCCUAAUCUGCAUGGUCAUGAUUCGGUGCAAACAAGUCUCUAGAGCCCCACUUGUGCUUCUCUUCUUCCUCUUCAGUCUUACAUUUGAGCCCACAAGCAGCAACCCUGUGAUUGAACACAAAGUGGGUAAUCAGUAUGAAGCCUCCUUUCCUGAACUUACACAGGCACAGAUUCAGUUUACCCAAACUGGAGAUGUUCGGCCAGGGACAGCAAAUGAAGAGGAGGAUGAACUUUUCAAAGAUGUUGACCCCAAAACCCUAGCAGCAGUCCUCUUAGAAGCCCUCAACAAUUCUCAGGAGCCAAUAAGUAAACAAGAGAAGAAAGAAGGAGAGAAUUACAAGGUAAAAGAGGACAGAGAGGCACAGAAUUUUGACAGAGAGAGAAAUGGAGAUCAGGAGCUGGAACUGGUGCGAGCAGCUGCUGAGGCACAGGGUAGAGAAGAGAGAGAAAGGGAACAGGAUGAGGAGAGAAAGAGGGAGGAGGAGGAAGAAGAACUCCUUACAGAAAAGGUGACCAGUCAUACCACCAGUCAAACAGUGCCUGUAAAUGAACAAGAAGUUGUUGCAAAGGAGGUGGCAAGCAAAGAAGAGCAGCAAGAAACAGAGGGAGUCACUGAUGGGAACAAAAAUGAGCAGCUGAGUCCAGAAGAGUUAAAGAACCUGGAAACCAUGUUAGAGGAGUUUCAGAGCUACAGUACUGCCACAAAAAGAGAACGUGAUUCCUCAUCUGGCCAGAGGGAGAGUCGUGGUGAUUACUUUGACUAUCUGGAUCGUAAUGGCCUCAUGAACAAUGAAAUCAAGCCCAAACCUAAGGGUUAUGACUUGGCUCUAUCUAAGAAGAAGCUUAAAUGGCAGCAAGAGCAGGAAAAAAACAAGAAUCGGCCAUUGUAUAAGGGAGGAAACUUCAUGGAUGAUUUUAAUGAUAAUAUUGAAGACCAAGAACAGGAAAAUGGAGAGGAUGAAGAGGAAUUACUGAGUCCGGAAGAGGAAGAAGCUAGGGCUAAAGCUGAACAGGAAGAGGUGCGCAGACAAGCAGCUGAGGCUCAGAGAGCCAAGGCAGAGGAAGAGAAGCUUGCAGAUAUUGCAUCAGACAUGAUCUUGCAAUACAUGGUCAAGCAAGAUGGGAAGAAGUACAGGGACAAUAAUGCUGCAGAAGACAAACGCUCAGAGGAAGAUGGUGCCAAUGAUGAUGAUGAUAUUGACCCACAAACUAUUGACAAGUUGAUAGAGAUCUCUAGUAAGCUGCACUUGCCUGCUGAUGAUGUUGUAGAUAUAAUCAGUGAUGUGGAAAAGAAGAAAAAAAAAGAUGCUCCUGAAACUCUGCAAUGGCAACGACCUCUUGUACCUCCUCCAGCCCCUGAUGUCCCAUCUUCAGUCUUGAGAGCAUCACCACCCUCAAAGCCACCGAAGCCUAACACAAAUGUACUGAAAUCAUGGUUUAAGGAGAGGGCUCCUAUUAAGCCCAGUCAACAAGAUUUUUGGAUCAAGCAACAGUGGCCCUUUUGGACCUACCCUUCCUAUCGACGCUAUCCAAAGCCCUACAGUAGUUAUUACACCAUCUACAUGCCACCUCCCCAGCCUAAACCACGUUAUUAUGCUAAACCCUCCUACUCUCUAAAUGACAUUCUGGGGAAUUCACUGGACUAUGAUUACCCUCUGAAACAAAGGUAUCUUCCCUGGACACAAAGUCGUCCAAGGGCUCCUCUGGCCUUCCGGCGGAACCUCUACUUCCCUAACUACAUUGUCCCUCAACCCCGGACUUUCAAAGGCAUACCUAUGCCCAAACCACGGUCACCCCUGCGUCAUCGGCCUGCUUUCUUUUACUCACCCACAGCUUCUGUAGUUGCCCAACAGGAUAGCUAUUAUAGCCAGAUGGAGCAACCACAGCCAGACAGCAAUGAAGAGCUAGGGAACUUUAUUGAGAAGGUUUUCCUGAAACGUCCCCGCAUGUUUCAGUGAAGGUGUAGAUAAAGAGAGAAAUAAAGAGGAAGUGUAGGUGAUCAAGAAGAGUACAACUGUGAGACUGUUUUGCCACAUAUUUUGGUUUCAUUAUCCAAUCUAAUUUAUCUGUCCUUCCCUCUUCAGUUGAAUUGAAAAAAAAUGCCUGAAGACUGGUGACUGUUGCCAUUUUCAGUGGGGUUUCUCCUUUCCUCAUCUAUUACCCUCCUCCCCUUCAUAUACUGAUAGACAGUGGAAUGAGGUGAAGAAAGAUGCUUUUGUCAAUUAUGUGGGGUACACACAUGACUCAAAUACCCAAAGACAGUCCUAAAUUUUUCCACACUUCCAGAAGGCCUUUCAAAAAUAGAGGAAUUCAAAAAUACAAUAGGACAUGUUUUGUAAGCCUUAUAUUUUAUUAUUUUUUAUCAUUUAUAAUGUUCAGAAGCCUUUUAAACCAUGUAGUCAUUUUCUCUAAUUAUGAAAAAACAGCAAAAAUAUUGAAAUCAAAACCUUUAAAGAAUGCAUGCAUAAACACAUGUUUAUUCCAUGAAACUCAGUCAUGAUGAAAUAUUAAGUGCCAUAAUCUUUAGAAAUCUUUAUGUUUGGUUCAUCCCACCCAACAAAUGUCUUAAGUGUACCUUGUAGUAUUCGGACACACUUGGUCCUGUACAUAGAUUUAAUUGUCUAUAGGCUAACAUUUUAUUUUCUUUUUGAGGUGUUUUUAGCAUUGUUUUUCUACGCAGAACAUUGUUGAACAUAGUUGGUGCAAAGAAUGCUCAUACAUUCCAAAUAUUUCUAAGAAAAGCUUUUUCAUAUAAGCUGUUUUGACAGCAGUUAUUUAUUGCCUUAUUUCCCUUUUAAGAGUAGCAGCAUUUUUGUCAUUGAUGGGUUGGUAGGAUUAUUCCUAGUCAUGAGGACUUUUAGAGACAAAUUCAUGUUCAAUUACUAGAAAUCUUAAUGGUGAAAAUAGAUAUAGAGGUUUGAGGUGUCAAUGCAGCAAAACAACACCUUAAUAUGCACAUUCCCAGUUACCUACUUAAGUUUCUAAGUUUAAAAAGGCAUUGACAAUCUUUUAAUUGAAGUCAAUCAUAUGUCCUAAUGUCCCUUUAAGCAUUUGAUCAACAGUUACCUUUACACAAAAGUUUAGUAUCUGGUACCAGUAUCACAUUUAGGUCAACAGUGCAGAACAAAACUGGAUAUUGCAAAAACAUAGAUGAACUUUAAACUAUGCUUUAGAGAUAAGGGGCACUGUGAACAUCAAUUCUUCACCACUUCUAACUUCAAAGUGAAGUCAAACAAUGAAAUUCUGAGCAAAUUCAGUGCUGACAACAAUUUAAGUACCCAAGUUGUGUGAUACCUUACCCAAAAGGACUGUGAGGGAGGUACAAAAUGAUUAGAAAAGAUAAGAAAAGGGGAGGUGCUUGACAUUCUAAUUAAUUUAAGUAAAAUGUGGAUUGAGAGAUGGACAUAGAGGAGACAAGUGUCUGCACGUUUAUGUGAACUUGCAUCUAAAAUGUGUUUCUUCUCUGAAGACAUUAUGAGCAUUUAAAAAAGCAUAAAAAAAUACAAAAGACAAAUGUUUAGCAUACCAGAGUUAAAAAAACUGUCAAGUCUUGUAUAAAGAAAAUCAGCUGUUUGUCAGUUAUAGAUGUAUCUUGUAUGUACCUUAAUAAACAUGCGUUUGCUGGAUGUAAAUAAUCGCAUGUUGAUGACUAGUUUUGCUACACAGAGAUAAUUCAAUAAAAGUUACUAUUUUUUAUUAA
Molecule: messenger RNA, 3940 nt
Organism: Hemibagrus wyckioides
Lineage: Eukaryota; Metazoa; Chordata; Actinopteri; Siluriformes; Bagridae
Gene: vgf
Product: VGF nerve growth factor inducible
Exons: 2
Coding region: 252-2198 (648 amino acids)
Molecular function (GO): neuropeptide hormone activity
Source: RefSeq, a predicted model, not a curated record